Messenger RNA from Bombyx mandarina (wild silkworm), 513 nucleotides. Its product is annotated as protein CutA homolog. NCBI's taxonomy places the organism in Eukaryota, Metazoa, Arthropoda, Insecta, Lepidoptera, Bombycidae. Gene Ontology annotation, molecular function: copper ion binding. The record is from RefSeq and is a predicted model, not a curated record. Gene Ontology annotation, biological process: response to metal ion.
AUAAAAGUCAAUAUUUAGUAAAUAACAUGCUGAUUUCUUUAAACAGGAAAACUGUUUUAACUUUUUAUCUAUCAAUAGUGAGGCCUUGUUUUGUGUAUAGUCAAACAAAUAUGUCUUCUGGAAGUAUUGAUAGUGACAAAUAUUCAGUGGUAUAUGUGACAGUGCCCAAUGAUGAAGUUGGAAGAACUAUAGGUCAUGGUCUGGUGAAGAAUAAGCUUGCUGCCUGUGUAAACUCCAUUCCCGGAAUAACUUCUAUUUAUGAGUGGAAAAAUGAAAUUAAUGAAGAUAAAGAGACCUUACUUAUGAUAAAAACUCGUACAUCUCAAGUUGAUAAACUAACAGAGUAUGUACGCUCCAAUCAUCCAUACGAAGUAUGCGAGGUUAUAUCGGUACCCAUAAAGAACGGUAAUCCACCAUACCUGAAAUGGAUUGGAGAUAUUGUGCCAGAAUGAGAAUAAAGAUUAAUUAAUUGUUAAUGUGUUUUAAGAAUAAAAAUUAUAGUUAAAUACUUAA